AUGCCUACGGAGUCACAGCCUCCGAUGUUUAGUCUCCUCCCUAAGCUCCGACCUCUCCUUUCUCACUCGACGUCGUUUUUCAUUGCUCCGUUCGGGCGGCGGCGGGGUCUCGCGUUUAGCGCUCUUCCUACAAAGACGAAAGCUAUCGACGCAGCGUUGAUGAAAGAGAAAUGGUUGGAGUCUCUCACUCUUCCCCCACCAGAAGAACACGUGGUGACUCGGGGGAAUACCGAGUCGAGUUAUGUAAUUGGGGUAGACCCAGACUUGUCCGGUGCUUUGGCUCUCUUGAAAGUUAACCACGUCUUGGGUUCUUCUGAAGCCCAGGUCUUUGAUACUCCUCACCUGCCGGUUUUAGUUGGAAAAAGAGUGCGGAAACGUUUGGAUGCAAAGUCAAUAGUUCAGUUGAUUCGAAGUUUAGAAAUACCCUCUGGAAGUACGGCAUAUAUAGAGCAAUCAACUCCCUUUCCUAAAGAUGGGAAACAGGGGAGGAUUUGGAUUUUGGAUAGGAACACUUUUUACGUCAGCUUUUCUGUUGUUCCUGUUUCUUCAGCCUUGUGGAAGAGGCAUUUUCAACUUGCUAGUGGAAACUGCACAAAGGAUGAUAGUAGACGAAUUGCAUCGGACUUGUUUCCUUUGCUUAGUUCGCAACUCAAGAGAAAAAAAGAUCAUGGUCGAGCUGAAGCAUUGCUCAUUGCGGCAUAUGGUGAAACUCUUAAAACUUCCAAAUUGUUGUACACGCCUCAAGAGUUUGUCUCUGAGCUUUACUGUUUAGAAAGCUAG
Messenger RNA from Eruca vesicaria subsp. sativa (arugula), 780 nucleotides. Lineage: Eukaryota; Viridiplantae; Streptophyta; Magnoliopsida; Brassicales; Brassicaceae. The record is from the annotation of a GenBank genome assembly.